ACCGAUGAAGAACCCUGUGAAAAGUACAGACAGUUUUUGCACUCAUCACGACAGGAACGAACGGUGGUGAUAGGCAAACUAGUGGACAUUUCGGCCGAAAUCAUCGAUUCGAUAUGGCAUCCAAGAUUCCUACAAGAUAGCCAACGCCAGGCCAAAAUUAUGUCUACCCGCAACUUUAUUCACGAGAUCCUGAAACGCUCCAAAACCACCUACUCGACACUCCAAAUAAGUCUUUUCUACCUGUUUCGAGUAAAGAAAGUUGUCCAUGAACGUCUUCUCCCAGAGCCUCCGCGUAAAAAGCAGAAACGACAGGUAUCUGAACGGCUGGACGACAUCGUGUGCUGUGGCCGGCGCAUGUUUCUAGCGUCCCUCAUGGUCGCAUCAAAGUAUCUGCAUGACAAGAACUAUCGCAACCGCGCCUGGGCCAAGAUCUCUGGAUUGGACAUUGAUGAAAUCAAUGCGGCCGAGUUGGCUUUUUUGCGUUUGAUCGAUUACAAGUUGUAUGUCAGCAAGCCCACAUUCGACAAGUGGUAUACUUUGUUGCAUGGUUAUGUGCAGAAA
Molecule: messenger RNA, 561 nt
Organism: Zychaea mexicana
Lineage: Eukaryota; Fungi; Mucoromycota; Mucoromycetes; Mucorales; Lichtheimiaceae
Product: cyclin-domain-containing protein
Exons: 3
Biological process (GO): regulation of cyclin-dependent protein serine/threonine kinase activity
Cellular component (GO): cyclin-dependent protein kinase holoenzyme complex; nucleus
Molecular function (GO): cyclin-dependent protein serine/threonine kinase regulator activity; protein kinase binding
Source: RefSeq, a predicted model, not a curated record